This is a messenger RNA of Pistacia vera, 1081 nucleotides long. Its product is annotated as probable protein phosphatase 2C 58. Gene Ontology annotation, cellular component: cytosol; nucleus. The transcript is spliced from 5 exons. Gene Ontology annotation, biological process: protein dephosphorylation. The record is from RefSeq and is a predicted model, not a curated record. Gene Ontology annotation, molecular function: protein serine/threonine phosphatase activity. NCBI's taxonomy places the organism in Eukaryota, Viridiplantae, Streptophyta, Magnoliopsida, Sapindales, Anacardiaceae. Bases 52 to 900 code for a protein of 282 amino acids.
UGUACCAUCACUUUUUCAUUUUCACAAAACUUUUCUUCUCUCUCAAACACCAUGACUGGCCGAGAAAUUCUUCAAAAGAUCAAGGUUAAGGCUUUUGGUUCGUCUGCAGCUGAUACAGGGAAAGGGAAGAGUAAAGUUUUAAAGCAUAUCACGCAUGGCUUUCACUUAAUGAAGGGAAAAUCAAACCAUGCCAUGGAGGAUUACCUAGUUUCAGAAUUCAAGCAAGUACAUGAUACUGAGUUGGGCUUAUUUGCUAUAUUUGAUGGCCAUUUGGGCCACGAUGUAGCAAAUUAUUUGCAAACUCAUCUGUUUAAUAAUAUUUUGAAAGAGCACGACUUUUGGACUGAAACAGAAAAUGCAAUAAGGAAAGCUUAUCGUACAACAGAUGCUGAAAUAUUGGAGAAAGCGUUUGUCCUGGGAAAAGGAGGGUCAACUGCAGUAACAGCAAUUCUAAUUAAUGGUCAAAAACUGGUAGUUGCAAAUGUGGGAGAUUCUCGGGCUGUUAUAUGUAAGAAUGGGGUGGCCAAACAACUAUCGGUUGACCAUGAACCAAGCAAGGAAAAGAAGAAAAUUGAGAGUCGUGGUGGUUUUGUAUCAAACAUUCCAGGGGAUGUUCCUCGUGUUGAUGGGCAACUGGCUGUGGCAAGGGCAUUUGGUGACAAGAGCUUGAAAAUACACCUUAGCUCAGACCCAGAUAUAAACGUGGAGAUGAUUGGUGAUGAUACACAGUUCAUCAUUCUGGCAAGUGAUGGAAUAUGGAAGGUAAUGUCAAACCAAGAAGCUGUGGACUCAAUCAAAAACAUAAAAGAUGCUCAAUCAGCAGCAAAGCACUUGAUAGACGAGGCUGUUUCUAGAAAAAGUAAGGAUGACAUAUCCUGCAUAGUUGUAAAAUUGCAUUAAAUAUUUUCUUCGUAUGGGUCAAUUUCUUUUUGCCUCUGUUCAAUGUAAGGAAAUUUAUUAAUUGAUUCGCUGUAUUACCAUAUGUAAACUUGUUUUGUAGCAACUGUGAAGAUUUGUGGAACUGGUUUCAAAACUCUUGCGUGUACAAAUAGAGCAUUAUAAAAAAUUGAUUGCUUCAACU